GUUAGCCCCUCCCACUCAUCGGUACCUUUUAACGGGGCUGUAGUACAGCUAGUCCACAGGGGGGAAAAAACAGAACGUUUAGAGCAGGAGGAAUGGAUAAAAAUAUACCUCGUUAUAAUGUUCAGUUGUAUAUUUAUGACCUGUCAAGAGGAAUGGCUCGCAGCCUUAGUCCUAUCAUGUUAGGUAAACAGCUGGGUGGUAUAUGGCACACGGCCAUAGUGGCGUACGGUGAUGAGUUCUUCUUCGGAGGGGAGGGCAUCUCCAGCUGUUCGCCGGGAGGGACCAUGCUGGGGCCUCCAGAUACGGUGGUGGAGCUGGGCGAGACUGAAGUGACCGAGGAGAUCUUCAUGGACUACCUCUCCUCUCUCGGAGAAACCACAUACAGAGGUGACCGAUAUCGUCUGUUCGAGCACAACUGCAAUACUUUCACCAACGAGGUGGCCCAGUUCCUGACCGGCAGGACCAUACCGUCUUACAUCACAGACCUCCCGUCAGAGGUCCUCUCCACACCGUUUGGCCAAAUCCUUCGACCGAUCCUCGACUCCAUUCACAUCGCCCCUCCAGGAGGUAACGUCAUCAACGGUGGAAGAAACGUCUGACCCGAUGGACCUGCUUGAGGUUCUCCCGGUCACUUUCAUUGUUGUUGGGCUCUUUUAGUUCUUUGUUUUCUUUGUCUUUGUUUCUCAUUCUUCCUGCAUAACGGACGACCACUGACUGCAGCUGGAAACGGGUUUCACAUCUGGUGAGGUUUUAAGCCGCAGCCAUGACUUGACAGUAAACGGAACGCCUCUUUCCAGCACUGUCAGAAAGAUUUGUUUUUGCUUUUGUUUUUCUUCUUCUAUCACUUCAAAUUAUCAGAUCAUCAAACAAAUUUAAUUUUCAGACAAAGAUGCCGUGACAUUUUGAAACAAUGAUUUGAAUUUAUUAAGAGAAAAAAGGUAUCAACCCGAGCUGACACUAAUUGAAAAAGUAUCGCAGUUGCUCUCUAAACAAAGCAACAACGAUUGUGAGUCCUUGUAGUUAGUCUUUUUUACAUCACCGUGAAUGAAUUUGGGCCUGCUCUUCUUUACAGAACUGUUUUAUUUCAGCCACAGUUGACGGUUGUUAAGCAUGAACUGCCUUUUUAAGGUCACAUUUUUUUGCCUUUCAGAUUUAGGCCAUUUUUGUCCUGCCGGGUUCUUUUUGCUGAAUCAUAAACACCGACCAUAACUGAGGUAAAUGUUGCUCCGAGCUCUCUUCUGACCUCUUGAACGAGUCAUUAAUACGCUGUUGGAAUAAUUUUGAUAGCCCACUCUUGGGAAGGUUCCCCAAUGGCUUAUGUAUUCUCCAGAUCUGGGAAAUAUGUUUUCGCUUUUUGAGAUCUUUUAACCUGCUUCAUGCUGUUAGACGGGUCCUAUUCAUUUCUUGAUUCUUUUUUUCUUGGGGGUUGGGAGGGGUGUAGCACCAGUGGCUCGUUUUUUCAAAGUAGGCUGACAGGAAAGGGGAUUUGAGAGGGGGGGAAGACGCGCGGGAGAAGACCUGUCAGGCUGGAACGAACCCGGUUCACAUACGUCCCACUUGGUAUUGAUAGCCUUUUAAACGCCAUAAAUACAGUUUUUCAUUUGGAAACUGCAUUGUUUAAUUUAUCAUGUUUAUCUUUGUCUGGAAAACAAUCUGUUUAACAAUCUGAAACGUUUGAAGUGUGACAACAAAGAUGAAUACAGUAGAAAUCUGUAAGGGGGCAAACAUUUUUCUCAGCACAGUAUAUUUUAAAAUAAGUGUGUAUAUA
Messenger RNA from Fundulus heteroclitus (mummichog), 1768 nucleotides. It is a transcript of the gene desi1a, whose product is annotated as desumoylating isopeptidase 1a. Gene Ontology annotation, molecular function: peptidase activity. NCBI's taxonomy places the organism in Eukaryota, Metazoa, Chordata, Actinopteri, Cyprinodontiformes, Fundulidae. The record is from RefSeq and is a predicted model, not a curated record. The coding region runs from base 93 to 599 and encodes 168 amino acids. The transcript is spliced from 6 exons. Gene Ontology annotation, biological process: protein modification by small protein removal.